Messenger RNA from Leishmania mexicana MHOM/GT/2001/U1103, 2598 nucleotides. RefSeq names its product choline/Carnitine o-acyltransferase-like protein. The record is from RefSeq and is a predicted model, not a curated record. The coding region runs from base 1 to 2598 and encodes 865 amino acids. Gene Ontology annotation, biological process: carnitine metabolic process; fatty acid metabolic process. The transcript has a single exon. Gene Ontology annotation, cellular component: mitochondrion. Gene Ontology annotation, molecular function: carnitine O-palmitoyltransferase activity. NCBI's taxonomy places the organism in Eukaryota, Euglenozoa, Kinetoplastea, Trypanosomatida, Trypanosomatidae.
AUGGCAGAGGCGUUCUUGAGUCAGCAGCCGCACCCGGCGUGCCAGACGAGGGACGCAGGGUCUUCUGUAAUGCAGAUGCGCGUUUCGUGGACGUGCAACGGCCUGGAUGUCCACGUCCCACCUCUGCGGUAUAUUUGGCGUGGCGUGUACCGUUCCAUCCUGGACAACAUCGACAAAGUCUCCGCAAUGGUGUACCCCAUUCCCUUCUCGUGCGUUGUCGCCUGCGCUGCCGGGUCGUGCGUGUGCGUCUGGUAUGUGCCGCAGACGUCCUGGGUGCACACCAACCCAGCUAGCACGUGGCUGCGCUACUUCGACUCCAUCGUGACACCUCUCUCGCGGUACCUCCCUCCGUCCUUCCAGGCACCCGUGCUCUGCGCAAAGGCGUGGACCGUCACGCUCGCCGCGGCGACGGUGCUGCACCGCUUUGCCUUGCGCAGGCUGCUGCAGUACAAGGGAUGGAUGCUGGAGAGAAACCCCCAAAAGCCGUCUUGGCGCACGCGCGUGUGGUCGCUGGUCAUGCGCGCCUUUUUCACUCGCCCGUCCAUCCCAAAGACAAGAGUGUACGGGAGCUGCCUUCCCAGCGUACCGUUGCCCUCGUUGCAGCAGACGGUGAGCAGCUACCUAUCUAGCAUGCGUUCCCUUUACCAUCAAAAGGACAGCGACGUAAACGAGUGGCUGGAGCUGCGCCGGUCCGCUGAGUCCUUCCUGCUCAACGAAGGCCCGUCACUGCAGAUGCACCUGCGGCUGCAGAAUGUGAUGGGCCACAGCUACGUGCCUGAGUUGUGGACCCGCAACGUCUUCCUUGCCGCGCGUGACUCGCUGUGUCUGCACUCGAACUUUUACACCGUUCCUUUUUCGACGCACCUGCCCACCACUCUCCCCGAGGCGCGCGCUGCGGUUCUUAUUUACCUGCUGAUGCAGCUGAAGGGUCGCAUUGAGCGCCGUACGUUGUGCCCCAACUUCAUCGGCCCUCGUGAUUGUGUGCCCUUGUCUAUGGACCAGUACUCGAUGGCGUUUAACACAACUCGCAUUCCAGGACGUGAGGUAGACGUCCUCGAGCAUCGUGGGGAGCGGGAGAACAGCUACGUCGUCAUUCUGCACCGCGGUCGCAUUUAUCGAAUGCCGGUCAUUGACCCGCAGACGGGGCGCCAGCUCACCCCGCAUCAACUGGAGGUGAUGCUGCACCAGCUGCUCUUGGAGGUGGAGGAGGAGGUGAGCACCGGCCGCGACGAGUCUGAGGAGGACGACGCGGAGGACACGCUGGAGACGCUCGGGAAGAAGCGCUCAUACCGCGUAGUGGAGGCGCUGCUGCCUGCCCUGACCACCGCAUCCCGUGCCCAGUGGGCCGACGUGCGUACUAGCUAUCUGCUUCACGACUCCAGCAACAACGGCCCCUUGCGCAUAAUCGAGAAGGCGCUAUUCGUGGUCAGCUUUGAUGAGCGAUGCGGGACGGCAGUGCCUUCAAAGGCGAGCUCGGCCGUGGACGAGGUGAAGCGCCUCUCCAUGAACUGCGCUCACUACCUCUGCGGCAACGGCUCCAACCUGUGGUGCGACAAGAGCUUCAAUCUCGUCGUCCGCUCUGAUGGGCACGUUGGCCUGCACGUGGAGCACUCGUGGAGUGACAUGUCCACGUUUCUCGGGCUCUUCGAGCACGUGUCUGCGCAGGAGGAGUCUGCCGAUCUCUGGUACGACACGGAAACCGGACACGCAAAGAAGCUGCCGGAGGACAAGCGUCGUGCCAAGCCGUUCCGUGCACCCAACAUCGACAACCCGCUGUGCCCGAAGCGGCUGCGCUUCACCAUCCACAAAAAGCUGGCCGCUGCUAUUCGCCAGGCGCACACAGAGUUUCUCCUCAACACCAGCUUGCAGGUGGACCUCCACGUCGUGCGGUACAGCGGGUACGGCAGUGAGGUCCCCAAGAGCAUGGGAUGCAGUCCCGAUGCGUGGGCCCAAAUGGCCAUUCAGCUCGCCCACUACGUUGAUCAGGGAGGGCACUUCAGCCUUGUGUACGAGUCCGUGCCGCAGCGCAUGUUUGCGAAGGGUAGGACGGAGGCGGUGCGCAGUGUUACUGACGUGAGUAGCGCCUUUGUGAAGGCGAUGACCUCCACUGGAGGUGAGGAUGAUGCUAUGUCUGCAGAGGAGAAGCGAGCACUGUUGAUCGACGCCUGCGCCAAUCACCAGCGCGCCGUGCAGGAGGCCGUGGCGGGAGGUGGAGUGGACAGGCAUCUCUUUGCGCUGUUCAUGGCGAGUGCUAGCCAGGAAACACCUUCCGACUUCCUUACCGCUGCCCUUCGCAAGACGAAGUGGAAGGUGAGCACCGCUCAGGCCCAUCAACGCAACCUGCUCGACCGACUCCACCCUGCAGGUGGCGGCAGCUGCUAUCACGAGACGCCUGGGUUCGGCUUUGGCCCUGUAUCUCCCGAUGGCUACGGUAUCUCCUACUGUUUCUGUGCCAACGAGGUGCUCUACGUCACUAUCACAUCCUACAAGAACUGCGACGCCACGUCGUCGCGCACCCUCGGCAACCACAUGACGAGGGCUCUCGAUAUGCUGGGCGCGCUCAGCGCGUCUGGUCGCGACGACUCAGCAUCUCGCUGA